Molecule: messenger RNA, 1467 nt
Organism: Meira miltonrushii
Lineage: Eukaryota; Fungi; Basidiomycota; Exobasidiomycetes; Exobasidiales; Brachybasidiaceae
Product: Phosphotyrosyl phosphatase activator
Exons: 2
Coding region: 1-1467 (488 amino acids)
Biological process (GO): mitotic spindle organization
Cellular component (GO): protein phosphatase type 2A complex; nucleus; cytoplasm
Molecular function (GO): protein tyrosine phosphatase activator activity; peptidyl-prolyl cis-trans isomerase activity
Source: RefSeq, a predicted model, not a curated record
AUGUUUCAAGCCCCUGAUACUGAGUCCAUAGGAAUAGUCACACAGUAUGACCACAAAAACUGGAAGCAGAGAGGAAAGAAUCAAGAGGACAUGGAGUUGAACUUAAAUGCGACACCCAAAGAAGCUGAUGCCAUCCCAAAUUCACACAACACCGGCACACCUCUUCCGCCCGUAGCUCCACUACCUGUUCCGAAAGCAUUAUCGCAAGAAGAGAUUACAUCAAAAAGGUAUUUUGUACCACAAAAGAGGAUCGUAUCCCCGGGUAGUAUGAAGAGAUGGCAACAUUCACAGACGUUUGAUGAAAUUUUGGGCUUUGUGAUGGCAUGUAAUGAUGCUGUCGUCGGGCGGAAGUUAUCGGAAAAGAUUGAAGAAAGUCCUGCUGUGGAGGCAAUCAUGUCAAUACUGAACACGAUUAUGAAGAUCGUGGAAGAGGUACCACCAGAAGAAGGAUCUUCUUCUCGAUUUGGAAAUCCCGCAUUCAGAACGUUCUAUGGACGAGUGAAGGAGCAAAGCAGAGAGUUGCACAAUCGCAUUCCUGGCCUGCAAUCAAUCAAAGGCCAGGAAGGAGCAUCAGAAGCGAACGCUGAAGGGCAAACCACCGAUGCGAUAGGCGAGAUUCAGGUAUACUUGGACGAAUCUUUUGGAAACGAAAAACGUAUCGAUUACGGUAGCGGUAUGGAACUCAAUUUUGCUUGUUGGCUAUUGUGUCUAGUCAAACUGGGAAUCUUGGAUAUAGAACGUGAAGCGCCAGCUAUCGUUUUGCGAAUCUUUUGGAGAUAUAUCGAGGUAAUGCGUGCUAUUCAAUCCACCUAUUGGCUUGAGCCAGCCGGAAGUCAUGGAGUUUGGGGAUUGGACGAUUAUCAUUUCUUGCCAUUCCUAUGGGGCAGCGCUCAGCUAAAAGGACACAAAAUCUUUCGACCCAAAUCGAUUCACGAUGAUGAGAUCUUGUCGGAUUUCGGUAAAGACUACAUGUACUUUGCAUGCAUUCACUUUAUCAAUAGUAUCAAGACCGCAUCCUUGCGUUGGCAUUCUCCCAUGUUGGACGAUAUCAGCGGCGUAAAGACAUGGGCAAAAGUGAAUGAAGGAAUGGUAAAAAUGUACAAAGCAGAGGUUUUGUUGAAAUUGCCAAUCGCUCAACAUAUCUUCUUUGGUAGUUUGUUGACAUUCCCGCAAACAGCACAUGAAGACGAGAAAGAAGAAGAAGAUCAAGCGCUACAAGAAGCCGUUCAAAAAGGAGGUAUUGUUCAUACAGAUGCAAGUGGUAAUUCGCACGUUCAUGCUCCCAUUGCUUCCGGUGGUGCUGAAGAAGGUGGUCCAGCUGCUGCCAUUUCUGGAUGGGGUGAUUGUUGCGGUAUCCCGAUCCCAAGUGCUUUUGCUGCUGCACAACAAGAACGUGAAAAGAUGAAGGGAGCGGGCAAUCUUCGUUUCGAAGGUAGCAAUAGCAUCAGAAGGAUUCCAUUUGAUUGA